This is a messenger RNA of Penaeus vannamei (Pacific white shrimp), 4950 nucleotides long. NCBI's taxonomy places the organism in Eukaryota, Metazoa, Arthropoda, Malacostraca, Decapoda, Penaeidae. The record is from RefSeq and is a predicted model, not a curated record.
GUGUUCCGUCAACGCACCCCAGAAGACGCUAUAAACCUGGUGUCACGACUGCUGGAAUACACACCAUCUGCGCGCAUCACGCCACUACAGGCCUGUGCGCACAAAUUCUUUGACGAACUCAGGGAUCCAAACACCAGACUACCCAACAAUCGGGAGUUACCACCCCUCUUCAAUUUUACCGAACAUGAAAUCAAGAUCCAGCCAGAGCUGAACAACAAAUUGAUUCCCUCUCACUAUCGAGGUGAACCGGCAAACAGCAGCAGUGGUGGUGGCUCAUCUGCCGUUGACUCUUCUGAGGGUGCUGCAGCUGCUGCUGUAAAUGAUAAUUGAGAUGGAUGGUGGCCAGCCCAGUCAGCCUCUACUGCAGCCUCCACACCAGCCUUCCUGCCCCCUUGUGCCUGCAUCCAGCAAUAUCUGGACCCAGCUGUGUACAGAGCUCCAGUUUUGGGAUAAAGCUUGGCCAAGGGGGCUGUGGAGGCCAGUCUUCUUGGGCAGAUAGCUGUACUUUAUGUAUGGCUGUAAUCAUGUGGCCCUCAUAAUGUGUAAAGUGUACAUACAUUGAACAUUACUAGUGAAUGACUCUCCCAGGCUUGAGGCACCCAGCAGCCACACCAUUUGCUUGUUAUUGCAUACACUGUUGUGCCAGUGUGGCCCAGCCCAGGUGUCCUUGAUCUGUUGGUAGGAGCUUGGUGCUGACGGUAACCUUCUGAUUGCCCAGCCCACUGCAUGGUGGUCAUCGUGACCUCAGGGUCAUGGAGCACCCAGCUCCUCGCACACCAGUGGAGCCAGCCUCUGAUGCAUUGUAUUUGUCUUGGACUAUCAUAGUUAGGUCCAUGAUGUCUGCACCAAGUUUUGUAGGCCACUGUUGCAUGGGAGUUUGUAUGCUGUGAUGAGGUGUAUAGUAUGACCAACAGCAAUGUGCUCCCUCUUGAUAUUGUGCUGCCUCCCACCUCCCCUGCUGUCCCCUUGCCUUUUCACCUGCAGCAGCUAGUUCACCCCAAGCCAGUGCUAGUGAUGAGUUGUGAGUUGUUGGUGUGUCACACUGAGUUAGUGCCAAUGUUACUUGUAGUGUCACCUCCGUUGGCCCACCCUGGGCUCACUUUGUUCCUGCUCUUCUGCCAGGGACACCAGCUUCCCUUACAGCCUCAGUGUCUCUGGAAUUGCUAAAAAAAAAAAAAAAUCAGCUAAUUGUAUAAUAAGAGGCCAGCAUAGGCUUCACUGGCCCCUUAGACAGCACGUACACCACCACUAUACCAUCACCGGUAGAAGGCGAGGACUCCUCUCGUCACUGUAUCCUGUGAUCUGAAGCCAGUGUGAUGUGGAUCCGUAACUCAGAUCCACGUCUGUCAUGGCAAGGGUUGUGCUGGCCAUGGCAGAAUAGGCUAGGACUGGACGACAUGCUUGUAUUGCUUGCAUGGAAGUCAUCACGAUGAGGUAUAUCGCACACCCCCUCUGAACAAGCUGAUGAACUUAUGGGAAUGGCAAGCAGCCUUUUGCUUGUCUUGUGUUUUAAUGUUGGAAUUAUUAUUCUGUAUAUAGUGUUCAUUUUCACUUUUGCCAUCACAAGUACAAUUCAUACAUAGACAGUUCUUCAGGUGGUCUGUGCAGACAACCAGGUCCCUUGGCCAUCUUGUAGUUCAUCACAAACUAUUUGAAUGGGAGCUACUGUUCAACAAAUCUUGUGUGAUCCUCUGUACUCUUCAGUCGCUGGUGGAGCGGUGUCAGGUGUAUUAAUAGUUUUUCCCCCCUCACCCUUCCAAUUAACCAUAAAGUGUAAGUUAUCAAACAGUAAGAUAUUACUAGUUACACCGAUGGUUCUGCCCUGUACCAUCCAAUCAGUGACACCUGCAAGAAAGGAAUGCCAUUCAGUGAUUACCUGCUUUUCAUGGGUGGAAUACAGUGAGGUUCACUUUUGAUAUACAGACCAUUAGAGAAGAAUGAGCCUUAUUGCAUUGCUGACCCAAGCUUGUAAUUACUAUGUAAAGCAUUUGCUCAUGUCUUUUUUUUUUUUCUUUUUUUUUUUAAUUCUUUUUUUUUCUCAGAUAUGAUGUGAUAAUCUGAAGUAGGGUGGUUGCUGUUGUUGUUUUUUCUUCAUUUACUUUCUUCUUUCUUUCUAUCUUUUUUUUUGUAUUUUUUUUUUUUUUUUUUUUCUUAGCAUGGAAGAUAACAUAGUUUUGUAUUAAUUGAUGAUUGGUACUGCAAUAUCAAGUCCAAGAGUUUAUAAAACCUUAUGUCAUGUAAGAAAUUAUCCAUUAUGUGGACUUUACCAGCAGUUUGAGCUUUAAACAAUACAUGAGGAUCUUCUGUGUGUAAAGCAAAUAGGAAUAACAGCCUUAUUUUAAUUAAAUCAAAAGUUCAUUACAUGAUACUUACAAGAAACCUCUCUGCAACCAGGGAUCCCAAAAAUCCUAAUUGGAUUUCCUUUAUCACUGAUAACGUAAUUGGGAGGACUGGAUCCAGGAGACGUGAUUUGGAAUAGGAAAUUGGAUUUGAUGUGGAAAGACUGAUUUUUAUUUAGCUGUCUUUAUUUUAGGGGGGGAAAUCACUGUCUAGUUACAAGUGGUACAAGAAUAGAGGAAUGCGAUGGAAAAUCUACCUUAUUUUGAGCACUGUAAAUAUCACAUGGGAAUCGGAACUUUAUUGGACGUAAAUUAGGUUCAGUUUUUUAACAGAGUUCUUUUGAAUAUUUAUUUACACCAAAAUAGGUUUUGGAUUCUUUUCUUUUUCCUUUUUUGAUUUCUGUAAAAUAAUCUCCUGAAUAUGGUCCUUCCCUUGACAACUCAAAAAAAUGAAAAGAAAAGAAGAGGUUUGUCCAAUCCAUGUUGUAGGGCAUUGAGACUUAUUCAGAAAACAAAAAAAUAAUAUCAGAAUGUUAGGGUCCUAGGGCAAGUGAAACAGGAUGGGCUAAUACAUAUAUACAUACAUACAUCUCAUUGCCAAGUUUUUUCUGCUACUCAUCCAGGGCACGAAAUAAUUUCCUUUCAAACCUUGUAGUAAAAAAAAAAUAAUAAAAUAAAAUAAAAAAAAGAUAUGAUAAGUUCAGCAUGAAAGAGCCUAUUUGGGGUUUUCAGUGAUUUUACAUUCUAUUUCACCCUAUAAAAUACAGUUUUUUCUUGGACUCCCCAUGAUAAGGCAUGCUGAACAAGUCGGUAUAUACAGAACUGGGCGUUUCUGGGUAUUGCUGCAAGAAAAUCUCAAUGUCAUCUUUGAUUUGUGGCUUGUUCACUCAAUAGAAUGAAACACAAUUUGUGCAGAAGAAAUAUAUAUAGACUGCAACAUUUAGUGAUAGAGGUAGACACUAUUGCUGGGAGGGGACAUGUAAAGAUCAGGUGUGUGUGUGAUUGUGCAGUGGGUUGUCAUAAAGGUAUGAUUAUUGAUGGAGAAAAAAAAAUAUGAUGUUUUACUCUAUUGGGUGUUGGAAAUUUGUUGUGCUAAGGAUGUAUAAAAGUUUUGAAGUAUUUACUAAUCCCAAAGUUCCCCUUAUGAAUUUGUAAAGACUGUGCGAGGAUACCAGGGUAAGUUUAGCUUAUAAUACCUCAUGUACAGAUUAAAAAAGUGAAGAGCAGCAAGGGUUUAGUUCAUGAUAUUUGAUGUAUUGGUAGAUAAUGUUUAUGCAGAACAGAUCUGACAACCCAGGCACCACAAUAAGGAGAUGUUACCAGUUGACAGAUGAGUUUUGCCGUUGAUAGGUGACUUAAUGGUUUUAUUAUUUGUUUACAUGAUAAGGAGUAUAUCAGUUGACCUGAGAGUUGAAGUGCUCAACUGUCUGUCAAUGGUGUGACACUUGGCCGUGACACUGCUCAAGAGAACACGCUCUGAGAGGAAACCGUUAAUAUAGAAAUUCAUAGAACUAUUUUGUAAGUCUUCUGUCAAGUCUUUGAAGGUAUCUAUCUAUCCCCCCCCCCCAAGGUUAAGAAUAGACAUUGCUCAAGUUUCUCAUGUUCGUGUAUUUAUUAUUACUGCUGGGGAAGUUUGUAGAAGUUGUGGAUUAUUAUUUUUUUAUUUCCUUAUUGAUAGCCCAUGCAACCCGAAUUGUGUGCGCUUGCUGGUAUUUAAUGGUAAAUUUUAUAUCUAGCAACCCAACAAAGGAGUCAAUGCUCUUAGAUGGAAAAAAAUUCUUCUUUUGUUGUACAAGCAGUUAUGUUACUGAACCUGGUUAAGAAAAAUAACAACCAUAUGCGUAGAUCUUUGCCGGGAAAGGUCAUUAUCGGUGCAUCUUGCCCCCAGUAACCCCUGUGCUGUAGUUGUUACCUAUAUUGAUCAACCAUGGAAGCGCUGUCUACAUGAGCAGCGUUACGGCCUACUUUUUGAGAGGGAAUCCUAUCCUGAGUCCACCACACCUUAGCCAAUAAUAUUUGUAAUUACCCUAAUGUAAAAAUGUACUCUAAUGCUUAAAGUGUGCUUUUAAAUUAAUGUAGAUGCAACUGUUCUUGUUCUUAUGUUUUUCUUAAUGAAUGUACUUUUAAAUGACAACAUGUAGUACAUGUACUAAGUUUAUAGUAUAAUUGUUUUAAUAAAGAGCAGUUGUAUUACUGUCAUUAUUUGUAUUUGUUUUAUCAUCACGCUGCAGCCUUUUAUUCUUAAUGGAAGGAGGAAAUCGGAGUUUCAGUUGUCCCUCGUUUCCUAGGUUGCGCCUCGCUCUUUUUGUCUCCAAAGAGCGGUCGUAUUCUGACCCCUUUUCCUUUUCUAUGAUAUAAUCUCCUUAGAAGUUUACCCAGAGAGACCCUAGGGACUUUGAGAUUCUAGCAACGGGGAUGGUGUUACAGGGAAAUGGGACAGAUAUUUAUUUGUGUGUUUGCUUCAGGUGUGAGAUGACAAGCAGUGGAAUAUAGGGUUUAGUUAUGUCCACAUCAAUGUAUAGCCAUCGCAGUGUAGAAAGAAACUAUUAUCAAGUUUCCAAUACUUGUCACUAGAUUAUAUGAUUAAAGUAAACUUUUAUCCAAGAUGGGA